AUGACUCGAAGAAAUUUUGAUCAAUCAAAUUGCGACAAUUCGGAACACGAAUCAGCCUCGUAUUGCACAUACAGCACUUGCAGUAGUGCAUACAGCGAUGGACAAUGCCCCAAUUCUACCAAAGUUCCAAGGUCCUGCCUCGACACUGAUGUACACGGCAACAACGUAUUGAGAGGCUUUCCCAGCAUCUUUCCAGAUAUUAUCGAAUCAGAUUGUACCGACUCAAAUUGGGGCAAUCCUCAAAUUUUUCCCAAUGAGGAAUGGCUCCACAAUGCCCCAAACCUCCCCUUUCCCUCAGCCGAUGGCAAAUUUUGGGUGCCUAAUUUGACGUGCGAUCCCAAAAUCGAAAGUUCGUUUGGUCCAAUGAUUUACGAUUCUCAAAUAUUUGAGAAUUUUGAUUUUGAUGAUUCUUGGUUGAUUGACGGCAUCUCUUCACAAUGGCUUCCUUGUACUGAACAAUUUCAAUCUGGUAAACCGAGUCACGAGAAGCUGUUAAACAUCUCAACAGGCCCUGGAAUAUCGGCUCAAGGUAGCGAAUAUGCUGAUCUUUUGGAGUCUAAUUUCUGCGGGCCGGCUCAGUGUGAUUGGGCUGGAUGUACUUCAAAGGCAACAUUUUCCACCCCAAAAGCUUUCAACAAACAUCUAAAGAAUAUACACUUGAGACCCUUGGUCUGUGACGCUGAGGGUUGUGGCUAUCAGAAACCAUUUAGAAAUAAGUAUGACUUGGAACGACACCGACAAACUGCACAUGUUCGUGCACGUAACCACGAGUGUCCAUUUGUGCACUGUGGAGACAUAGGGUUCGCCCGCAAAGACAAACUAUGGGUUCAUAUCCGGGAAUGUCAUGAUAAACCAUCUACUGUCAGUACGUGUCCUGUCAGUCACUGCGGGAAAGAAGUUGAGACACCUGUCUCCGAGCACAUACAGAAAGAACACGGAAGUUUUGAAUGCGGGUUGAGCACGUGUGGAACAAAGCAAAGUCGCUUCACGGACAUUCAGCUCGAGGGUCAUUUGAAAAAUGCGCAUGGAUUGAACUCUGGUGAAGCUUCGAAAGCUGUUGGUGCGUCCAAGAAAACUUCAGAUAAAACGAUACGAAGAAGGGAUUUCUACACAAAAUCAGAGAUAAGAGAAUGUGCUAUCUGCAGUCCCUGA
Molecule: messenger RNA, 1152 nt
Organism: Botrytis byssoidea
Lineage: Eukaryota; Fungi; Ascomycota; Leotiomycetes; Helotiales; Sclerotiniaceae
Exons: 2
Coding region: 1-1152 (383 amino acids)
Source: RefSeq, a predicted model, not a curated record